This is a messenger RNA of Malurus melanocephalus (red-backed fairy wren), 6393 nucleotides long. RefSeq names its product solute carrier family 35 member A3 (gene SLC35A3). Gene Ontology annotation, biological process: pyrimidine nucleotide-sugar transmembrane transport. Gene Ontology annotation, cellular component: Golgi membrane. The record is from RefSeq and is a predicted model, not a curated record. The transcript is spliced from 8 exons. NCBI's taxonomy places the organism in Eukaryota, Metazoa, Chordata, Aves, Passeriformes, Maluridae. Gene Ontology annotation, molecular function: UDP-galactose transmembrane transporter activity. The coding region runs from base 404 to 1438 and encodes 344 amino acids.
CUCAUCUGAAGAAAAUGAACUCUAACCCAGCCAAAACUAGCACACAAUUAUGCCUAGAGAGUAAGAUGACGUUGCGGGAGCAAGGUCCACCAGUGAUCUACCGUGUUCUACYUGAUAUCCUUGUCUUACACAUAUUAUUUGAAUGCAGUUGUGUUCUUAAUUCUUUUCACUAGUUAAGAAUUUUUUAUGUAAAUGGAGAAAUUGGAAAUACUGCCUGAAGGAAACCUUCAUGUGAAAAAAACCUUUGUUCCUCAUUUCUGCUAGAAGAAUAAGGAAAAAGCUUUGUUAGAAGAUUUGCUUUUAACCACGCUUCUUCAGAAGUGUACAAGCUCUAAGAGAAACACAGUUUUGGUUUUUUUCAUAGUAUACUUAGUGUUCUUUAUAGUGUCUCCAGCAAGAAAAAAUGGGUAAAAAACUGGAAAACAGAAGAAAAAAUAAGAAAGAAAAAAGUCAAGAAAUGUCUGCCAAUUUAAAGUACCUUUCCUUGGGCAUCCUGGUUUUUCAGACCACAAGUUUAGUCUUGACCAUGCGCUAUUCUCGGACACUGAAAGAAGAAGGACCUCGUUACUUGUCCUCUACUGCAGUAGUUAUUGCUGAACUUCUGAAGAUUUUGGCCUGUGUUCUAUUAGUCUACAAAGACAGCAAAUGCAAUUUACGGACUCUGAACAGAGUGCUACAUGAUGAAAUCCUUAACAAACCCAUGGAAACUCUUAAACUUGCUAUUCCUUCAGGAAUUUACACUCUUCAGAACAACUUGCUAUAUGUAGCGUUGUCAAACUUAGAUGCAGCCACAUACCAGGUUACAUACCAACUGAAAAUUCUCACCACAGCAUUGUUUUCUGUGUCCAUGUUGAGCAAGAAAUUGGGUGUAUACCAGUGGCUGUCACUGGUAAUAUUGAUGACAGGAGUGGCAUUCGUGCAGUGGCCUUCAGACUCUCAAGCAACACCUGCUAAGGAGCAUUCAGCAGGAUCGCAGUUUGUAGGCCUGAUUGCAGUUCUCAUAGCGUGCUUUUCCAGUGGAUUUGCUGGGGUUUAUUUUGAGAAAAUCUUAAAAGAAACUAARCAGUCUGUGUGGAUCAGAAACAUUCAGCUUGGAUUUUUUGGUAGCAUAUUCGGACUAAUGGGUGUUUACAUUUAUGAUGGAGAACAGCUGUCAAAGAAUGGAUUUUUUCAAGGAUACAAYAAACUUACUUGGGUGGUGGUUGUUCUACAGGCUCUUGGAGGACUGGUGAUUGCUGCUGUUAUAAAAUAUGCAGACAACAUUUUAAAGGGAUUUGCAACUUCUCUCUCUAUUAUACUGUCAACAUUGAUCUCCUAUUUCUGGCUGCAAGAUUUUGUCCCUACAAGUGUCUUUUUCUUCGGAGCCAUCCUUGUAAUAGCAGCUACUUUCCUGUACGGUUAUGAUCCCAAACCUGCUGGAAAUCCCAUUAAGGCAUAGCAGACUUCCUCAUCAACCUGCUUCUGGAGAUCAUGCACUGGGGCCUUGCUAGCACUGGCUUGUGGAAAGUGUCACUGUGCAUUGCAAGGGAAGGAUGACUGCCCUGAACAUCCUGAAGCAAUGCUGAAGAGUAGUUCUGAACAGCCAGAGGGGUCACAGGUGGAGGAUGAUGCUGUCUGUAACUGAUGGGGGGAAAUGUCAGGGGAAUGCCCAGUGCAACUUGCUAAUAAAAACUUGAAAGGAACCAAAAGUWUCCAAGAAACUACAAUUAGGAAUGUUUACAGCUUUGACUGAGAUUGCAUCAAAAGAAUUACUGUAUUGACUGCUGCAGAAAUAUGUCCUAUGCACUCUUUGAAAGAGCACAUGACAACGUUGUCAGAUUGUAUGUUUUUGCGAUUGGAUUCUAUUUAAUCUUAGUAAAUAUGUUUUUAACUGUUUGUCUAUUUCCGUGAAAUGAGCUGAACGUCAUAGUUCURAAGUGAUGGUUCUAAUUAGGUAUUCCUUAUUAAAACUGUGAAAAUUGAAAUAUGAUUGAAAGACACUUUCACAAUAUCAAAUAUUUUUAUAUUUUAGAAGGCUGAUUUAAUAACAGAAACCUGUUAUUAAAUAAUAAUAUUAUAGUUCUGUUGCUUAUAUAAAACUAUUGUAAGAAUGCUAACAUUCUCACUGAAGUACACAAAGGGAGGAAUUCUCCAGCCUUUAUCAGCCUGUAGUGUUGUGACAAAUGGAAUAACUGUGGGAACACCGGCUGGAGGCUACUGCGCUCACCUGGGAGUAAGAGUAGGGUUAUGAUGGGUGCUUGCUCAGAUGUAAUGUUCAUUCUUGUUAUUUUACUGAUUAUAAAUCAACUUUUUGGUAGAAUCUUAAGAGUAGCUUUUAUGCUUUAAAUAGCCUCUGAAGAUUUUUUUUAAACCACAAUUUUAAAAAUCAAACAGCCUAUAAAAAACAAGUUAAAGGUAUGUCAUUAUCUCCUACAGCACCAUCUGGAGAUAUUAUGGUAUGGCAUCUGUAUACUGUACUGUACUUUAUUACAGAGGUGUUUUUUAAACAAGUGUUGUUUAUUCAUUAACUCUUCAAGGCUUUUUCUGUAUAUCUAUGUAAUGGCUUAAUUAGAGUUGCAGAUGGGUUUUUUUAAUUAUUAUUUUGUUCUGGGAGUCCUUGAGCCAACAGACCAAAAUGGGUUCUCUGGAGCUAUUUAGUCUAGUAGUGGAAUUACUUUAAUAGGAAACAWAAUUAAAAAGCAAUUAAUUGUGCAAUAGGUAAAUAUAAAAGUAUGCUGUUGUUCGUUUUAAACAAAAAAAACUUUACAAAGAAACUGUGCUGCGAUUAGAUCAAUUAGACUGUUAUGAACACUUCACUUGAAGUAUUUGCAUAUAGUCAGAAACACUAAAAAAUUAUGGAACUAAUAAACAAAAAACUGUCUUAAAAAGAAUUGGUUUUCAGGAGACUGUUCACAAUGGAUGUUAAUGUUGGGUGACUUGUGUGACACUUGUGUGGUGUAUUUAUACAAAAACACAUCAGGAGUCCCUUACCAAUGGAAUGGCGAGUAAAAUCGUCUUUAUUUCCCUUGUUCCCCACCACCACCCCGUUCAUGCUCUUUCUCACUUCUGUCUUGUGCUAAAGAAAACAUGUUACAGAGAAAGGUGUUUUCAAAUGUUUACCAAAGUACCUUAUCUGAUUGAUGAGGAGAUUUUGUAGGAGUGCUCUGAGAUUCCUUAAUGAAGUGUCAUAAACAGGAAAGGAAGAAUUCCACUUGUGUCAGCCAAGUAAAAAUAGUGUUUUUCUUCUGUUUGCAAUUACAUGUUUUAUCAACAUUCUGUUUGUUUAUCUUAUCAGAGCAAGACAUUGAAGAAAUGUCUGUGCUGUGCCAAGGGCUUGCUUAGCUUUGUGAACUGUGAAUCUGUCCCAGCGCAUUGUAAUUGCAGGAACUUUGCUACUUGGUGGUCAUAACUAUCUAAAUGGGCAUUCUAUGUUAAUAUUAAAUAUUUUAGCUGGAACAUUCGAUAUGGCACAAUCUUUGGGAAGUCACAUUUAGCAAUUUCCCCAGUGCAGUGCAGCAUGAGGUAAGAUGUGUACAUAGAGCAGCGACUCGCAACGGUGCUGAGUGCAGAAUGGGAACUGCACAGCUCUGAAAUGACCUGGGAAUUGUUGGUGGGARUCUCUCAGUUGGAGUUUGGCCUGCACAAUAAUACUUUUCAUUUCAUUCAUCACAGCAGUGGAAAUGUUCAGGUGAUUGAGCUGGUUACUUUCCUAAGAAAAGUCUCCAAAAACCAUAAGAACAGGUUGAGAGCACUUCAAAGCCGGUUGUACAGGAAGGGACCAAAUAGGCUAAAUAAACACCACUAGGCUGGAGCUCUGUGACAUGUAGCCUGGUUUUAAUGUUUCGGGUGCACCUGUCAAUAUUUGCCAGUAAGGAUGUUUAAAGGAAAGAACAGGAAUUUGUGCUCUUUGCUUUAGAAUAGGAUGGCAUGCAGCUUUGGAAAACUCUGCUGUUCUAAGGAUCAGUAACUCCUGUCUGUUAAUCAGUGGCUUCCAUGCUUUCAUUUGACAGUCCAAUUAUUCUUUCUGGUAGAAGAAUAGAUCUCUUCAUGGACUUGUUGCUGAAAAGGAAAAAUGAAUUUGCAUUUUUAGCUGUGUUUCCUUAGCUUUUGGCAGGCUGAGGAAAGGCGUUUUUUGAGGYGUUACUCAGGACAAGGGGAGAUAGCACGUGUUUCAUGAGAUCAGAAUGGAUUUGAGGAGGGCUUACUGAUUGCUUUGCAAUCAGAGAGCAUAUGCACAUUUUCUCACUGAGAUAUUUUUGUAUUUGGAUUUUAAUUUUUUUAAGUAGUUGUAAGUCUGUAACUCAUUAACUAACCAAAGAGGCAUAGCUAGCACAGAACUUCAGGAAGUAGUGGAUAGUGUGCUGUGAGUUUGCCCUAAAAGCAAACUCUGUAUGAGUCUAAAAGUAAAGUAAACUUGUCUUUCUGAAGUACUUUUCUUACUUUUAGACAGUGGUUUUGUUAGUUUAGUUGUAUAUUUAGGAGGCUAACCUGUCCUUAGCAGAUUUUUAUUUAAGUAUUUAUGAAGUUAUAGAAGUUAUAGCUAGGUAUUUAUUUGCAAUAACUUGAAUUAUGUGAUUUCUUUUCAAGACUUAUAUAAUGGACAUACUAGUAUUUAUUGAAUGCUUGGAUAUUCGGUAGUUUUAUUUGAGAAUCUCUGAGAUACGUGAUAAAUGGUCAAAUAACAAUAAACUUAGGACUAUCUUCAAGGCAAAAWAAAUCAGUUCAGUGGUGAAAAACUUGAUUUUAGUAAACUAAGAUAACUUUUUCAAGAUUGUAUUUCUAAACAAUCCACAAGUGCCCAGUAAUGUUUUUUCUCAAAAAAAUCCAAAAAUUGUAUUGUUUUAUUCAACUUCAUUGUUUUAGCCAAACUUUAAGAAAAACUCCCUUUUUAUUUGUUUCAGUAAAGGGUGUAUUAAUGUUCAGCUCCUACAGUAUAACACCUUUGGAUUUUUACCRCAACUUUUUAGUAACUGUUUAUUUGUUUUUCCUCCAAAAGAAAAAACAGUCUCAUUUUGCUUGUGUUUCAUGCGCAUACAAGCCUCUCACAGACUUUUAGUAGUGUUUUGUGUUUCUGACUUAUUUUUGUGCCUGUAAUUCAAAAUACUGUAAUAGAUUUUGUUGAUUUUUUUUUAAUUGAUAAAUGAAACAUUGCAUUUCUUCUGGAUUUUGUUGUCAGUAAUUUUCAUACUUUAAUAUUUCUGAUCAGCCCUGCAUGUUCUGUUGUAUUAAAGCAAUUGUCAUUUUCMAAUUUUGAAUUUGUUGCUCAUUUUCCUCCUGGUAACAAUGUUUCUUGCUGGAUAUUAUGUUGAUAUUAUGUCCUUUCAUAUGUGAAAUCUACGUUUUGUAAGAAUGAGUUAUUAAAAAACAGUAAGAGGAUUUUAAUGUAUUAGAAAGGUACUGAUUAUCUAUAAUAUAUUAUACAAUAUGUGUGUAGUGUGUCGUUACAUAAGGUGGUGUAUUACUAUGAGAAAGUUGAAGUAGUGUUUCCUUGCUUUUGUUUUAAUUGUUCUUUUCAUUUUUAAUGCUGAUUAUUUKCCAGAGGAAGAGACUAGAGAAUCCUGCUCUUUCCAGGUAAGCUCAUCAUAUGUUUUUAGGUAUUUAGAAUUAAGACAUUUUAUUGAAGAAAAAUGCAGGGCAAAAUGCAACAAAAUACAUGGAAUUGAUUGGAUUAUAUCAUCUGCCUCAGUUACUGUCCAAAAUUCUGUUCAGCUGAAUUCUUAAUUUUUCUAAAUAUUUCUCAACUGAAUUUAUCACUCUUUCUAGAAGAGAAAAAACCUGUCCUGACUUGCCAUUCAGUGCUUGUUCUUGAAUGUCUGCUGCACAUUGCAUCCAAGAGUAGACAUGACACAUUAACUCAUCCUUCAACCUUCCAUAUUGUUCUGACUGAAUUUAGCCAUGUUCAUUUCAUGAAUGAUUUAUAGCUCAGUAAAAAUUGCUCAUAUGCUAAGCAUAURUUUGUAUUUGCUGCCAUGAGUAUAAUUUUUUUCGGUUUUUUUUUUUUAACUUUGUCUUUAUUGUCAAUAUAUAAGCCCAAAUAUAAAUCAUAUAUUCAAAUACCGUAGCAAACUUUUUGAGGUAGUCUUAUGUUUUUAUAUGUUGAUGUUGAUAUUUGGUUUUGAUUACACUGAAUACAGUUCUAAUAUAUGGUCUUUCCAGACAAUUUGGAAAACAGGUGKUUUUUUUGGUAUAACACUACUGAACACUGGAAUGCAUCUUACAUGACCUAACACAGUCCUUUUUUUAAUCCUUACUGAGGUAAAAUACUUUGAUUUUUUCUUCUGUAUGUGUAGAUACUGCCUCUGUAGUAAKAAACUAGUCCAAAUUAAGCACUGUAUUAAGAAUAUUAUUAAAAAACUGUUUGAGAGCUUUGUUAAAAGGAGAGGCUUGCCUUAUGCAUAUUUUAGCAGACAUAAA